Messenger RNA from Pseudopipra pipra, 8947 nucleotides. It is a transcript of the gene ST6GALNAC3, whose product is annotated as ST6 N-acetylgalactosaminide alpha-2,6-sialyltransferase 3. The coding region runs from base 360 to 1277 and encodes 305 amino acids. Lineage: Eukaryota; Metazoa; Chordata; Aves; Passeriformes; Pipridae. The transcript is spliced from 5 exons. The record is from RefSeq and is a predicted model, not a curated record. Gene Ontology annotation, molecular function: alpha-N-acetylgalactosaminide alpha-2,6-sialyltransferase activity. Gene Ontology annotation, biological process: oligosaccharide metabolic process; ganglioside biosynthetic process.
CAGCCAUUGCAAAAACAUCUGCAAGGUACCGACUGCCGCUCGCACGUACAGCGCUGCGCGAGAGCGUCCUGGAGCUUACGAAAAUACACGCUGGAGCCAUGAAUCAAACUCCGUCAUGUGACGGAGGGGAGGUGCUGGGCUGGCUCCCAGCCAGUGGUAGGAGCUGAUGGGUGGAACAAACGGGGCAUAAAAAGACUAAUAUGACUAACGGAUCCUGGAUGCGUGGUACCUCUAUUUGGAUCUACAGGAAUGUGGGCUCUAGCAGUUCUGCAGCUCUACCAGCCCUUUGCCUGACACUGGAACUGCUGCUCACAAAGUAGAAUCCUGCUGCUCUGUGGUAGGAGGGAUAGAGAAAGAACAUGGCCUGCAUUUUGAAGAGGAAGUCCAUUGUUGCUGUGAGUUUCGUUGCAGCUUUCCUCUGCCUGAUCAUCGUCCGUCUCACAAAUGAAGUAACUUUCCCUUUGAUCCUAAACUGCUUUGGACAAACCAGCGUCAAGUGGAUCCCAUUUUCUAAUGGCCAAAGGCAUCCUCUGAGAACUCACUAUGGAUAUAUAAAUGUAAAAACACAAGAGCCUCUACAGCUUGACUGUGACCUCUGUGCCAUUGUUUCAAACUCGGGACAGAUGGCUGGCCAGAAGGUGGGGACCGAGAUAGACAAGUCCUCCUGCAUAUGGAGAAUGAACAACGCUCCCACGAAGGGCUACGAGGAAGAUGUUGGGAAAAGGACAACCAUCAGAGUGGUCUCUCACACGAGCGUGCCUCUCCUGCUCAAGAACCCCGAGUACUUUUUCAAAGAAACCAACAGCACCGUUUACGUGAUCUGGGGACCUUUUCGAAACAUGAGGAAGGAUGGGAAUGGCAUCGUGUACAACAUGCUGAAGAAAACUGUUGACAGCUACCCCAGUGCCAAAAUCUACGUGACGACGGAAAAGCGCAUGAGUUACUGCGACGCGGUGUUCAAGAGGGAGACAGGGAAAGACCGAGUCCAGUCAGGUUCAUAUCUCAGUACGGGUUGGUUUACCUUAAUUUUGGCUAUGGAUGCCUGCUAUGGAAUUCACGUCUAUGGGAUGAUAAAUGACACCUACUGCAAGUCAGAAGGCUUUCGUAAAGUUCCCUACCACUAUUACGAGCCAGGAAGAGAUGAGUGUGAGGAAUACUUUCUCCAUGAAAACGCUCCAUAUGGAGGCCAUAGGUUUAUCACAGAGAAGAAAGUAUUUGCUAAAUGGGCCAAGAAGCAAACAAUAAUAUUUACACAUCCCAACUGGACAGUGUCUUGAUACUGGUUUUCUUAACUCUCUCUUAACAGGAUAUUACAAAAAUGUCUCAGUUUACAGUAGUUUUGCUUACAUCUGGCUGGCCUUUCUCAGCCUGGGUAACACUAAACUAAAAACCAGAAGGCAAAGAGGGUGAUGGUUCAGCUGCUAAGCAAAAUUAAUCAUCUGUGGAAGGUAGACACAUUGUUUGUUAAUUCUUAGGGUUUUACUCCACACUAUGCACUUUAUACUUUAACUGGAUUUUACUUCAAGGCAGGAGCAGUUAAAUACAGAGAUUUCCUGUAUAUACAGGUGUACACAGAGAACAUGGUGAUCCUUUGAAACUUGUCCAUCAUCUCAGAUAUGUAAAAUUAGUAUUUAUAGCUCAUUGGCAGUACUGCAGCACUAGUUUCCUUUCUAGUAUUAGCAGAAAUUUUCAACAAGAGAAAUAUGAGGAAAAAUAUAGACCUCCAAGGUCCAUAAGUGAGUAAAUUAAAAAAAAAAAACAGCUGAAUACAUUGAUACAUGUGAGCACUUGCAUAUAUGGUAAAAUUAGAGAUGAGCUAAACAUGGUUCUUGAACUGUUCUCAACUUUUGCACGAGAAGAUGCUGCUUGCUCAAGGCUCCUGAUUAAUCCAUAAGUUCUGAAAUGCAGCUUCCUUCCACCCUGGUCAGGCUGUACCACCUGGGGCAAUGCAGUUUGUACUUUUUGAAGCCGUUGUCCCACUGUUUAGCUCCAGCAGCAUGGCACUCAGAAAAGACUGUGUUUUGCAGCCCAUGGUGAACCUUUGGCUGUUGUACCAAGUCUGCUGUCAGUAUCCAAACCCAUGAGUGAAAAGUUGUCUCGUGAAUAUCUCCAUUUACUCUAGUUAUGCCUUUGAGUUGCUCCAACAUCCAAAUAAUAGUAUUUUGACAGUAUUUCCCAUGCAGCCAUCAUAAUUUAUUUUAGAUCUCCAGUUUCUCCAGCUUUAAAAACAGGGAUAGUGUCUAUCUACCUCACAAGGGAGUUGUGAGGACUAAUUUAAUUUAAUUUAAAGCACUUUCCUGAUGAAGAAUGCUACAGAUCAUUUAUUCUUAACACAAAAACAAUGGUACCUGUCAUUUAUUCCUGUCUGUUGGGUAUUUGAAGAAAGUGACAGCAUGUCUGGAUCUGAUGGCGAAUUGUUCUGUGCAUCCGCUUUCCUACUGAGGAUAAUUUGUAAUACUGAGUUGUCUCAGCUUGCAUUGCUUCAGAUGAAGUUGAAAGAACUCCCCACCUUACAGCAUUAGCUGCACAUCAAGAGGCAGUUCAAGAAUUUUAAAAUAUACUCAUCUCUAGUUUAAAUAUGUAUUUCUGAGCUUACUGUCAUGGAAAGUUUUCAACUGCAGCAAACUCAGUUGUAAUAUGACCAUAAUUCAACUACACAUGUGAGUUUUAUUUAAACUGUAUUUAAACUAAUGCUUUAAGUUUAGAAUGUGUCCUAUGAAUAUUUGAACAUCUGGAAUGUCAGAUUCAACACUGUAAUAGCCAAUACUGUGAACACUUGAAGGAAUUACGUGUGGAACAUGUCACACAGGGUUUACUCACACUACUUAAACAUUAACCAACAGGAAACUUUAUAUGCUUUUGUAAAUCAUGAAAAGGGGAAAGUAAAAAGCUAUUUUUACAUGUAAGUAUUUGUAUACUGACUAUUUCCUAUUGUAUAUUUGUAUAUAUAAAUCUAUAUUUUAUAUGUUCAUCACAUAUAUAUUCUGUCAUCAGCAGCUGCAACUCUUAGAAUGGGGAGGAAAUCUCUUCACCACUGUUCCUCCUCCUGACUGUUGGUUUCUUGUUCCUGUUGGUACGUGAUGCCAGGAUAUCAUCUCUGUUGCCCCUUCUGUUUUCUACUCUAAAUGCAGCUUUCUGGUUUUAUUUUUUAAUAUAGCUCAGCUUUCACUGUUUACUUUAGUACUCUAAGUAUUCAUGGUGGUUGUCAGACAGAGGCUGGGGCCACGCUUAUGAUCCUGGAUAAACAUCUAUAUUUAAAUACAGGCUUUGUCCCAGACUUCUUGCAUGAUUUGAUGUCUCACCUUCCUGUUUGGAAAAGGAGAACCAUAGUAUUUUCCUACUCCCUUUCUUGUGUGACUUUCUUGUAAGCUGUUGAGAUGAAUAUUCCCAUUUUCAAUUUAUUUGUAUAAUGCCUUGCAGGAGACAUACCCAAAAUGUCUGAAAACUACAGGCAAUGCUAUAACAGGCAAAUACUUUGAAGUGGCUUCUCGUUGUCUCUGGAGUUAAAGAUCAGUUGUAAGCUAAUAUAGCAUGGGAUGAAAUCAAAAGGGGAAAGGGCCAGGGAUGGAUAAAGAGUUGUAGUAGCAAAAGCCAGUGGUCUAAAUCUCUCACCAUCUGCAUAUGCAUCUUUUCAGUUCAGAUGGAUGGCUGGAUAUAUGGAAAGCUAAUAGAAUAAUUGUAAUGCAGGAUUUGAAGAAUGCAGGACGUGCAGAACUAGGGAGAAUGUUCCACACAUAUUGUACAGGGCAGCCUGGGAAAUCCUAUAGCUCCCUUGAGGGAAGAGGAGCUGAAAGGGAGAACAUCAGUCAAAUUGAACAUGUAUUUAGAAGGUCUUUGGGUUAAUACAAAACUGCUAUGAAAGUGCUGCCCAUGGAUGUGUGAUUGGGCUGGACAGACUUACAUGGAAGUUUCUUCAUGAACUGUUUCUCCUGAAUGAGCAUCAGGAUUCUGCCUCGGUUGUGUUCAUGUGCAAGGUGUUUUUUUAAGCCUGAGAAAGUUUUUCAGAUAAUUAACACUUGCCAAUUCAACGUAAAACUGUUGUAAAAUAUGUGCUUCGUCCCAAAGCUCCUUGAAGAGUGCUUGCAUGCUGCAUGAAACAAUAUCACAAAGGCUAGCUAAGAAAAAUACAGCUCUAAGAGCAGCUAAAUGUACACAUAAUGGAGAACACCAUUAGAGUGCAGUUGUCACAAAGUAAAAUGUUGCUCUCUGCCUGGAUUUGCACUAAGAGCAGAUCCACUUUAGAAAGGUAGCAGCAGGCUUCAUUCACACGAGAGUAAAUGAACAUCACUUCCCUUAUUUAAAUGAAGCUGUCUUUAGCAUAAACUAAAUGCAUGUUUACAUUAGUUUUAUUAUAUGAGUAAGGAACUGUGACCACUGUGUUAAAGAUGAUUCUGCAAAGAAAUUACUUGGUCAAAAUCUGUUAAAAAUCUGUGAUACUGAAGAAAGAAUCUCGGUACUUGGCUGUGUAGUGAGGGACCUUGGUGAUUCACCUUCUGAGAGCAGUUAAGACAUCAGCUGAGAAUCAUUUAUUAAUUCUUUAAGAUAAAACCUACUACAGUUUACCUGAAUGUAAUCAGAUCCUAAUUGCUUAUUCAUUCAAGCAGCCCUAUUUUAAUCAACUACUCAUGUGUAUAAAACAAGCAGGGAGUUUACCUGAGGUUUUCAAAAUGCAUCUCCACGUUGCUGUUAAUAGGGGAAUACUUACAAAUAGUUUGGCCUUUUUUGGCCAUCAGUCAGCUAAGUAGUCAACAAAUGUUUUCUUUUACAAUUUAGGGGAAUUUAGUACACUUCUGAAAAAAAAAAAAAAAAGGAAAGCAUUUAUUGUUUGGUUUGCUGUAGGUUUGGUUUUAACAUUUGGUUUGAACAUUUAAAUUUUAAUAUACUUUUAUCUUUUAUGUGGCAUUAUCUUCCGACUGAUUUUUUUUCAAAGUAAAAACUUUUAAAUGGGAGCAGAAAUUUGCAUAAGAAAAAAAAUAUCUUUUCAAAUGGCUAAUUACUAAUUCAAGGGUAAUUAGUGACAGGACCCAAGGGAAUGGCCUGAAGUUGUGUUCAGGGAGGUUUAGGCACUGGAACAGGCUCCCCAGGGCAGUGGUCACAGCACCAAGCUGUGAAGCUCAAGAAGCAUUUGGAUGAUACUCUCAGGCCCAUGGUGUGACUCUUGGGGAUGGGCCUGUGCAGGGCUAAGGGUUGGACUCAAUGAUCCUUGUGGAUCCCUUCCAACUCAGCAUAUUCUGGGAUUUUGUGAACAUAAGAAACUUUUCUUUCCAAACUGCCACACCAAGCUUUUCAUCCCCAUUAGAUGUCCAGAUCACAUUCUUCUGCUUAUAGCAAGGCCUCUUCUCAGAAAGCAAAAAAUUAGUCUGUGUAUCCAGCCAAAUUCCCUUUCCAUCUGGGCUGGGAGGCUCCAUCUGCAGACUGCUCCUAUCAGUUACAUCAGUAAGUGGGAAGGACUGAUGAAGAGUUCUACUUAGGAGCAGAUGGUGUUCCAACUACUAAAAAGUGCCCCUAAAGUGCUUCAGGCGAGGAGUACCCAUUGAUCUUUCCUGGAAAUACUUUACUAAAGUAUUGGCUUUCUUCAAAUGCCUUCAGCUCCUCUGUAGGAUAAUUGUCCUACUCUGUCUAGUAGGAGUUAUCAGCAAUGGGGAAGCAUGCCCUUUACAGGAAGAAACAGGCAAAUUCGGUGUUGUUAAAUAUUUCUAUAUAAACAAUACCAGGGAUGAAGGUGUCAGCCUGACACAAAUUAUCUGAACUUUCACUGAUUUAGGAAUCUCUGAGGACUCGUUUCAUAACUAAUGGAAAUCACUUUGGCAAGUUCAUGAAUACAGCACCCAUCCCAUUAAAAUCUCUGCACUCCUGGGUACUGAGGUAAGCAGAGUUUUGUCUGAGAAGUACCACGUGCACAUAAUGCAUAGCAGAGUUACUAAAGAGAAGCCCAUCCAACACUUGGAGGGCUGAUGCUGGUGGUCUUUCUUUAUUCACCUGCUUGUGGGCUGGACAGAAGUAGGACCCCACACAAAGGUAGCUAGCAGCAGAGCACAGGUGCCCAACCAGAAGACAUGUCCAGGUAAGUAAGAAUUAAAUAAGUAAUCUCUCAUGAAUUAUAACUGGAUGGUGCCCUUAGUAAAUAGAAAAUCAGAAGCACUUUACAUAGUGAUGCUUAUAAUUUGCUGGCAUUUUUUUCUGCAUGUAUUCAGAAAUAGUGUGUUGUUAGCUGUGUUCAAGCAAGCCCAGGGUUUGUUGAUGAUGAACCUUAGGGUACCCACAAGAGUGAAACUGUGUUAGUGCCAAAUGAUCACACAGGAGCUGUCUGUGGGUGUUACGAUGUCCUGUGUACAGCAGUCAUGUAUUUACUGAAAAAAGGCCUGUGGUUCCUGGCUAGGGGUAGUUCUUAUGAGGAGGAAGUGUUUCAUUUUCAGCAGAUGUGUCUCAUUUUGUUCCUUCUUUCCUGAGAGGGUGCACAGAAUGGGUCUUAACUGUAGGGGAGUGAAGAAUGCUAUGUUAAAUAGCCAGCAACCAGAUUCAUAUAUGUUUUUCUGGCUAUUUCUGUGAUGUAUAGCUAAAGACAGAGAAGCCUUGUAUAGCAUAAGCUACAGAAGUCUCAUGUCUGUUCUGGAUUAGAGUCUCAUAGGCAAACUCUCGAAAAGAGCCUGAAGGAGGAAGAAAAGAUCUCUCUCCACUGAAAGACGGGGUUUCUGUGGAAGCCCUAAUAAUGUGUGAGGCACAGCUGGGCCUCCUCCCUCAGCUUUUGUAGGUCCCUCCCAGCCGAAGAUUUGGUCCUUUUCCAGCCCCGUUGGAGAAGUGCAUUCUCCAGCUGACUGAUGCAGCCUCUGAGCUGCACAAAGUCCUCCCUGUCCUCCCCUUCUGUGGGGCCAGAGGAGUGGUGAAUGUGGUGAAUGAGGAGUGCUGGGUGUCAGAGCAGGGAUGUUCUUUCCAGUCAGCAGUGUGGUUUGCUGGGGGCACAGUCCCACCUCACGUGCUGAGCUCAGUUCCUCUGAGUGUGGCAGGAAAGAUAUCACUGGGCUUUGUUAUUGUUUGUGUGAUUAACUCACAAAGAGUCACUAUUUUAUGGGUGUCUUAAACAGCUGAUUUCACGUCUUUUUUGAUUGCUUGCUGCUGUUUCUGGGAAUUCCUCAAGAUAUGCAGCUAUCAGCAUCUGCCACUGCUGUUCUGAUUUACUGGCCAUAAAAAGAUUGUAAACUUGAACAACUUGAACUAAUGCAUGUUCUUGUCAUGUAUUAUGCAUGAUAGCAUGUUACACAUUUUAUUCUCCAAUAUAAUAAAUAAUGUAAGUUUUAUGUAAACUUAGUUCAGGCGGGGGAAGUAGUGCUUUUUCUUUCUCUCAUAUCAUGUGUUGCCCAGAGCACUUUGCUGGAGCCUUGUAAGUGCCAUUAGCAGCUGGUAGCAAAUAAAUUGCUGAAACCAGUCAGGAAAUAUUUACUAAAUUUGACAUUUUUCACUGGAAUAUCAGAAAUAGUUCAACUUGCUUUUGUGAACCUACUCCGGUACUCACAGUCACAAUUUUAUGUUCUGUUCUAAAGAAAUCUCCCAUCAGAGUGUAGCACCAGGAAUGACUUUAUUGACACAGAUAAUGUCAGGAUGUUGGCGAGGCAAUGAUCCCAAAGUUUUUACAUUUAUGGGAGUAUCUUUUUAACGGGCAUUGAACAUGUAGAAGAUUGGCUAAGAUGCCUGCAGAUUUUUUCAUAUUGUUGCUGCUGAAAAUAGUAUUUCUGGGGAUGGUCAGUGGAAAAAGAAAUUGUGUGCUCCUUGCCCUUUUGGCUGAGCAUCUGUCCCCUCCUCAUACUCAGGCACACGCACACACAUGUGCAAACACUCUGAGUGUCUAUAUGGGAAGGUCCUUUUUUUCCAGGUAGUGGCAAGGAAGAACAACUAAGACCAAUUUACAUGGUAAAUACAGGUUAUAAUACUUGUCAAUUCAUGUUUAUUCUGUGUGUUUCCAAAGCCUGUGUCUGCAUCAGCAAAGAAUUAGCUCAGCUGGAUUGGAUCUGUAGCCUGAAACUGUUGGUGCCAAGGACCUGAUGUCCACACUGUGCUCAGUCCCUAGUUUGGUCCCAUGGGCUGAAUGCCACUAGUGAUGGGAGCACAUCUUUUGGUUCCAUCCAAAAAGAAUCUGGUUCACAUCCUCAGGAACACUCCAUCACACAAACUAAAGCUCUUUUAUUGAGGCCACUGUACUGGACUGUCCCAUGUGGAAGUGAAAUUCCUGCUAGACCAUCUUUUGGCUCAAGCUUUGCAUAGUUUUUUUUUUCAUGGAUACUUUUCUUUCAAAUCUGAGAUCUGGUUCCUCCUGUCAGAUCAUGGGAAUCAAGGGCUCUUGACUCUUCCUAAAAUUACCAUCCAAAUGUGCUCCAUAAGUCGGGAGUGUGAUAUAGGACAAAGUGGUCCAGCAUUGGUACGGCUUGGAAAGUGCUUUGAUGAAGAGUUAACGUGAUUCUGCUUGUGGAUGUAAUUUUAUCCUGAACAUGCUGGGUGCUUGCUAAUGCAUGCAUUGUUUUUAUGUAGUGCAGGACACAUAAAAAUUCCCUUCAUCAUUUUCCCAGGGUAUUUUUGUUCUUGUGGCCUUCCAGUUGUAUCUGUGUAUACAUGCAUAUGUGCAUAUAUAUACAGUGCACAAGCAUUCUUCUGUUCUUAGACAGUUCCUACUAUAUGCUGUUAACAUAAACUUAUUUAGGCAGUUCAUGUUACACUAUUUAUUACAUGUAUUCUUUGGUUGCCUUUUCGUAAUGCUGGCAAGUGUAUUGAUAGCAGAUAUCACUGUAGACCUAGAAAACUUUCAUGCUAUUUAUACUUAUUUUAGAUGUUCUGCCAUGUGUUUUUUCUUGCUAUAUGUUACUUAGUUUUUGCUCUCAUUUGGAGAAUGUGCUUCUAUGUAUUUGCAAAAUUGUGCCUGGGUAAUUUUAAAACAUGAAUAAAUGUAUAUGGUUUUCCA